Molecule: messenger RNA, 4424 nt
Organism: Bursaphelenchus okinawaensis
Lineage: Eukaryota; Metazoa; Nematoda; Chromadorea; Rhabditida; Aphelenchoididae
Source: the annotation of a GenBank genome assembly
AUGAAGCACCCCACCCACUACAUCGAGAAGUUCUUCUACUGGCUCGGUCUCUUCGUCGGCCAACACCCCUACUCUGUGAUCGUGGCCAUAUUGACCUUCACCUUGAUAUCGGGUAUUGGCUGGGUCCGCUUCGAAGAGAUCAACAAUGUCAGAACAGAGUACUCACCUCAGAAUGCACCAUCCUCGCGCGAGUACGAUGUCGCCAAGAAGUUUCUGAAACAGAACGGCACGAUGGACCCGUGCUAUGUCAUGACACAUGCGAGAGAUGGGGGAAGUUUACUGAGAGAGAAGCACCGGUGGCUACUCUACAAUCUGACGAAAGCGCUACAGACUGAGGUCAAGGUGGAGAAGAACGGUAAGACAUACGGUUUCACGGACUUUUGUGAGCCUUACUGUGAAUUGAACACAGCGUUCUUGGCUUUCUUGAAGUUGUACGAUCCAAAGAAUCCGAGCACGUUCACCUACCCAUCAAUCGAUUUGUUUGGGAAUCAAGCCUUUAUUGGUGAGUACUAUAUUCAAAAGUGGUUUACAAGAUAACAAAAGUUGGUUCAAGAUUCAAUGUUUUUAUAUUUUAAAAUAUAUGAUUUUAAGAGUAUUGUUUGUAAACAUUAGUUGAUCUCCUUUUGAUCGCAAGUUUUUUUUAUGAAAUCAUAUUUCUUAAAUGGGAAUGUUUUACGCUGUAAAUUCCUUCGUAUCUUUCAACAUGUCUAUUUUAGGUAACAAUGUUUACGGUAUCAAACUCAAGAAGAAUACCAAUGAGCUGACAUCCUUCGACACCGCUGUUAUGCCGUUCUUUGUUGUAGCCGCUUACGAAGAUCUGGACGUUCUUGUAGCGUGGCAACAGAAGGCGAUUGAAACUUUCGAGAAACCUCACUUCAGUAAAUAUCUAAAGGUAUGUUCGGGAAGGUUGUUUCUAUUCUGUGAUGUUACACUACCUUUAAAGUUUAACCACUUUUGAUUGAAACGUUAACUACUAAACAAACUUUUUGGAUACAAACUUCGCCCAACUUUAUACAAUCUCUUUCUACUUUCACGUUUCAAAUGAUUACAUUAGUUUGACUCGAAUUCUUUGAUCUCCAAGUCGAGUAACAAACAUUAACUAACCUUUACCACUCGAAUUCAUGGGUUUACAAUCCAAUUAACCAUGACAGUAAAAAAAAUAAGCACAGUAAAUUCAAAAAGUUAUGGCUAUUUGAAAAUAAUCAGUAUAUACUAUAUAUGAUCAAAAAGGUUGUGGAAUAAUCGAAUAAUUUGGUGUGUUUUCUAAAUAAUUUUGACACAAAAGUCAUUUGAAUAACAUAAUAUAGUGCAGUGUCAAUGAACAAUCAGAACUUUAAGGAAGUCAAAGUUUGUAAAAUAACUAUUUCUUAACUCAAUAUCCAUUAAUCUAAAACUACAGUUCCUUAUUUAACUUUGUGUUUGCAGAGUGGGAUGACAGGCGACAAUCUCGUGUCAUACGAAGUUCGGAGGAUGGGGAUCGAGACGGCUCCAUUAAUUAUUGGCUCCAUCGCUGCCAUGAUUGUUUUUGUUGUUGUUUUCUCUUUCAGGUAACGUUUUUCAAGGUCACUUCUGUCUUUUAUGUAACUUUUGCUGCACGUAGUUCUUUACAAUGGCAAUGCCUCUACAAGGUAUGAUGCCAUUGUAGUUUAACCAUGUCAGAUGCCGUGACCUUUUGCCAUUGUGAGUUAAACUGACCGCGACAAUGAAUGGUCACGGUAGUCUCCAUGGGAGAUUGUUUGUGAAUAGAGAUCAAAAAGGGAUCGAGUUCGGGAGAUUGACGUAAAAGUAACAAAAAAGGUCAUAUGACUUUACAGUAAAUAACCAUAAACUACUUAUCACCUCUCAUUGACCUUAACGUUGAUUACUCUGAAGUAGUCGAUAAAACAGCGUUCUACUGUACACGUAGCUUGGUUAAUGUAAUCAAUUCAAGUUUAUACCGGUUAUACUCAUAACUGUAGGCAUAGUAAACAUAAUGACAAUAUAAACCUAAUUCAAGAUGAAUACGCAAUAAAAGCCAUUAACACAGACACCUCACGAAACAUGUUUUCAGAGUGGUCAAGCUGCAGAGUAAGCCCUGGGAGUCGUUCCUCGGCUGUCUGAUCCCCUUGUUGGCCAUGGCUUCGGCCAUUGGGCUAAUGUCGCUGGUCGGAAUGAAGUUCCAGUCAAUUGUCGUCGCUGCCCUAUUCCUGGUACUAUCAGUUGGAAUCGAUGACAUUUUUAUUUUGACAAGAGCCUGGAAUAGAACAGAUGGCAGAAACACCGUGCAGGAGAGAAUGGCGACAACCUUGGAGGAUGCUGGACCGUCUAUCACGAUAUCAGCCAUGACUAACAUCAUGUCGUUUGCUAUUGGUGCCUUCUCUGACACUCCAGCUGUGAGGACGUUCUGUAUCUUCUCAGCUGUUGCCAUCUUCAUCUGCUACGUUUAUCAGCUGGUGCUUCUGUCCGCGAUUCUGUGUCUGAGUGGAUUCAGGGAACAGAAAGGGUACCAGUCUCUACUGUGCUGCUUCCAAGCUGAUACCACUGCUACUUGUGAUCUCGCUGAAUCGUGUAGCAGGCUACAUGACCGAGUCGUGUAUGCAUGGUCGCGAGCUGUGAUGAAGUGGCCUGUGAGGUUGUUGUUGUUUGUUAUCAUGGUAGCUUACUUCUACAUCUCCUGGACUGGAAUAUCCAGGUUACAGUCCAAUAUCUCUAUCGACAAGAUGGCGUUGCCCAAUUCGUAUCUCCACGACUUCCAAGAAUCCUUUGAAAGGGCGUUGAAGAACAUGCAGCCCAUCUCCGUGUUCGUUCUCAAGCCCGGAGAUCUGAAGGAUCCAGAUCAAUUACAACGUGAGUCAUUUGGUUACACUUUAACAUAAGGUUAACUAUGUCAUAAAGUUUAGUAAAACGUAGUUAAGUAGUGAAGCCAGUAGAGUUAAUGUGAUACGUCUUUAAUCGGAUGUGUCAUAACAAGAUCGAUGUUUCAGAUGUCAAAGACCUUGUUCACGACUUUGAACAUUCUCUGAAUUCCUACGGACCCGACUCCACGUUCUUCUGGCUGUCGCAAUACGAAGACUUCUUGCGAUUCUAUGGGGAAUCGGAGGAGUUCACCUACACCGAGAUCCCGACCUUCUUCAAGUCGGCUACCUACUUCUACCUGAGCUCCUUUGUCCACGUCAACGAGACGGCUUGUCUGGCCGACGAACCUGAGUGUGUGACAUCGUUCUUCUUCAUCACCAACUUCCACAAUGUCAUUAAGUACCACGAACUGGUGCCUACGGUCAAAAACUGGAGAGCCAUCUGCAAGAACUACAGCGACCUCGAUGUGUAUUCAUACAGCGAUCACACUCCGUUUGUAGAUCAGGUAGGUUAACAUUUUUGUGGAAUUCACGUUGUUCUAACUUUACUACAUUAUUUAUACCACACUUAUGUUUACAUAGACAUUUAAAGUAUCAUACUUAAUAUGCUAAUCAAUUAUUACUUUUAGACGAUGGCCAUUGACUCUACAGUGUACGGAAGUGUAGCCGCAGCCUUAGUGUGUACCGCUGUGAUAUGUUACUUUUUCAUCAACCACUUCCUGAGUGUGGUUGCUGCUGUCUUCUCGGUUUUCAGUAUCAGUUGGGGAAUCUUCGGGUUACUGUCGUUGUGGGAUGUUGAUUUAGAUCCUCUGAGUAUGGCUGCACUAUUAAUGGCCAUUGGAUUCAGCGUUGACUUCACAGCUCACAUCAGUUAUCACUACUAUAAGACACCAAACGGGGUAAGUUUACAUCAAUAUUGUCUCACAGUCAAAGAGUUCUUAUCUUAUGUCACAUAUAUUUAUAAUCAUUUGUAUAUUGCAAUACCUAUCUACAUUACUAUUUGCAGCACCCCCAAAAGCGGAUCGAGCACGCUCUUCUGAUCAUCGGAUGGCCCAUGGCUCAAGUCGGUCUCUCUACCAUCGUCGCGUUACUGCCUCUUCUCUUCAAACAGUCGUAUCUUGCCAUGGUAUUUUUGAAGACAAUCGUCGUGGUUGUAUUACUUGGUAUGUUCCAUGGUCUCGUGCUACUGCCAGCCGUACUCACUAUGAUCACGAGGUACAACGCUGACAGUGCUGAUCCAAGUGCAGAAUCUUCUGAGCGAUCGUCGCAACGAUCUACCGAGCGGAAAGAAAGUUUCUACAAGGUAAGUCGGGUUUUAUGUUGAGUUGGUUCUUGUACUUUGGUGUUUUGCAUUACAUCAUACUGUAAAAUUAUGUCACAUAUGUAUGUAUGGUAACUAUUGCUUUUCAGUCGCAGCACUUGAUCACGAACAUGAACAAAGAAGGCUGGCUAGCCAGGAAGACCAGUUCGUUCCGCAAAGACCGAGUCAAACCUUUGGACAUCAACGAGCUGAAUAGUACGGCCUCGACCGGCCCUAUUGCUUUAGUGCACAAGAUCCCCUUAGGGCGAACGACGUCCAACGCGCUAUAA